This is a messenger RNA of Mugil cephalus (flathead mullet), 4070 nucleotides long. RefSeq names its product protein bicaudal D homolog 2-like. The transcript has 8 exons. Gene Ontology annotation, cellular component: Golgi apparatus; cytosol. Lineage: Eukaryota; Metazoa; Chordata; Actinopteri; Mugiliformes; Mugilidae. Gene Ontology annotation, molecular function: dynein complex binding; dynactin binding; cytoskeletal adaptor activity. Gene Ontology annotation, biological process: regulation of microtubule cytoskeleton organization; protein localization to organelle; microtubule anchoring at microtubule organizing center. The record is from RefSeq and is a predicted model, not a curated record. The coding region runs from base 288 to 2732 and encodes 814 amino acids.
CACACCGAUUUGAAUGCCGUGCAGCAGGGGUAGCCUUUUCCAAUCGAUGAUCUCAACAGAAGUUUCUUCUGUCAUCUCCAUGUAGACACUGGAAAAAAGUCGAAGAGAAUGACAAAACUAUCGUCCGGCCUGAGUUUUGUCGAAGUCUGCCACGGAAAAAAAUAAGAGAAAACUAUAAUGCGGCUGAAACAAAGAAGGCAGUGAUUUGUGGCCGCGGCGGUUUUCCGUGCUGCUCCUGCUAGCCAGGGCUGGGUCCCGUUACAGUUGUGAGUCGGCGGCUCGCCAAGAUGUCUAUGGAGGAGCAGGAGUAUCCCGAAGCGGUUCUGGUGACAGAAGCCGGGCCGCAGUGGCUCCGGGUCGAGGUCGAGCGUCUGACCCGGGAGCUCCGCGAAACGACCCACGAGAAGAUCCAGGCGGCGGAGUAUGGGCUGGCGGUGCUGGAGGAGAAGCAGCAGCUGAAGCAGCGAUUCGAUGAGUUGGAGACGGAGUACGAGACGGUCCGACACGAGCUGGACCAGCUCAAGGAGGCUUUUGGACAAGCUCACUCCACCCACAGGAAGGUGGCAGCAGAUGGGGAAAGCAGGGAAGAGUCCCUGAUCCUGGAGUCUGCCAGUAAGGAGGCUCUCUACCAGCAGAAGGUCCUGGACUUACAGAACGAGCUGCGACAGGCCAAAGCUUCGCUCGCCAGCUCACAAGCUGAAAAUGAUCGCCUCUCAUCCAUUGCACUGGAGAUGAGAGAGAGCUCCGGGUUGGCAGAGCUGCAGCGCAGUCAGCUCCGAGAUGACAUCAGAGAGUUCAAGGUCCGGGAGACUCGACUGCUGCAGGACUACAGUGAGCUGGAGGACGAGAACAUCUCUCUUCAGAAACAAGUGUCCGUGCUAAGACAGAGCCAGGUGGAAUUUGAAGGUCUAAAGCAUGAGAUCCGGCGUCUGGAGGAGGACUCAGAGUGUCUACAAAGCCAGCUGGAAGAAGCAAUGUGUCUGAGAGAAAUUGCAGAGCGACAGCUGACAGAAGCUUUAGAGACUAUUAAGACGGAGCGCGAGCAAAAGGCCACUCUGCGCAAAGAACUCUCCCACUACAUGACCAUCGGUGGCUCCGUGUACAACAGCUCAUUCAGUACCUCCACGGAUAACCCCAAACUGCACGAGGACCCCUCUGUCACCGAACCCGACAACGAUGAUCUGAUCAGAGGCUUUGAGAACGGCUUGGUCAAAACAGGUGAAAGCGACGGUGACAACAGAAGCGCAUCAAACAAGAGGGGAGAGGCCAUCAAGCCGGCUCCCAGCCUUGUGGACGACCUGCUGAGUGAGCUCAACAUCUCGGAGAUACAGAAACUUAAACAGCAGCUGGCGCAGGUUGAACGGGAAAAGGCGUCCCUUAUCAACUCUCUGCAGGAGAGCCAGAAGCAGCUGGAGCAGGCCUAUGGCACCGUGUCCGAGCAGAAGGAAACGGUCAACAAACUGACUGAAAACCUAAGUGCAAUGAGGAAACUUCAGGCCAGCAAGGAGCGCCACUCUGCCCUCGACACUGAGAAAGACCGAGACAGCCAUGAUGACGGAGACUACUACGAGCUGGACAUCAACGGGCCUGAGAUCCUGCAGUGCAAAUACACCGUGGCGGUGUCCGAAGCCGGGGAACUGAGGCAGGAGCUGAAGACGCUGAGGGCGCAGUACGAGGAGUGUCGAACCCGGUACGAAGACGAGCGAGGGCAGCUGGAGAGCAGCGUCCAAGACUUGACGUCAAAGUUGUUGUCGCUGGAGAAGAUUAGCCAAGCAGAUAAAGCGGAGGUGGCUCGUCUGGAGAAGGAGCUCCGUCUAGUCACCGAGGCUGCAGGAGAAUCGCUUGGCAGCCUCAACGUGGCACAGGAUGAGCUUAUAACUUUCAGCGAAGAGCUCGCCAACCUCUACAACCACGUGUGCAUGUGCAACAACGAAACUCCUAACCGCGUCAUGCUCGACUACUACAAGGAAGGCAAGGCCUUGGUGAGAAAGGGGCAAGAAGGGAAGGAGAACCAGUCUGUGCUUCUCACUAAUGGGUUGAUUGCUGAAUCUGGAAAGUCAGACACCAACGCUGCAGCUCCGGCCCCGGCUCCAGAGCACCGCCCAGAACCCAUGAACAUCUAUAACCUCGUAGCUAUCAUCAGGGACCAGAUACGUCACCUGCAGCAGGCCGUAGACCGAACCACCGAGCUGUCACGCCAGCGACUUGCCAACCUGGAGCUGAGCACAGUGGCAGACAAAGACAAAGAAGCUUGCAUGGAGGAGAUCCUCAAACUCAAGUCCCUGCUCAGCACCAAAAGGGAGCAGAUCGCCACUCUCAGAGCCGUGCUCAAGGCCACCAAACAGACAGCUGAGGUUGCUUUGGCCAACCUCAAGAGUAAGUAUGAGAGCGAGAAGGCCAUGGUGACUGAGACGAUAAUGAAGCUCCGAAAUGAACUGAAGGCUCUCAAAGAAGAUGCUGCUACGUUCUCCUCUCUUCGGGCCAUGUUUGCAACAAGGUGUGAUGAAUAUGUUACGCAGCUGGAUGACAUGCAGAGGCAGCUGGCUGCUGCUGAGGAUGAGAAGAAGACGCUGAAUUCUCUGUUACGAAUGGCCAUUCAGCAGAAACUGGCAUUGACUCAGCGUUUAGAAGAUUUAGAGUUUGACCACGAGCAGGCGCGACGCAACAGUGCCACUGCCGCCGGAGGCAAGGCCAAAACAAAGGGCAAGGGAGCCUCUUCCAGCCAUCACUAAACCUAUCAAGUGUCCUUAAGGAGGUUCGUCAGUGUGUGUGACAGUCACCUGGGCUCCUGUUUCUUCACUCUAAUCAUGGUCCAAAUCAUAUCGUCACGAGACAAGAAUCCACCCAACAGUAUUUGCCAAGAGCUGUGUUUUAAAGUGCCAAAACAAUUAUAUGUAAGGUUUCUUAGAGUGCAACUGCAAAAAGACACCACUCAGCAGCAGCCUAUUGCAGUCCAACAGUCUUCCAACAAUAUACACCACUAUGAUUACUGAACCAGAGGAAGAAUCAACAUUGGUGUUUUGCAGAUUAUUCGUUGCCUGUGUUACCCUCACUGAGCACUUUUUCUUUUAGUUUAUUUGUCCUUAGGUGCUUCCUGUUUGAAAAUAUGGUAUUAGUUCUAAGUGGUAGACAAUGUAAGUACUGCAUGUGCACGCUUAUCUGACGCUGUCUUUGUGCCAUUGUCAAGGGUCUAAUUGUACCUUUAACCUUAUUUAUUCAAGCAAAAGUCAGUCAGAUUUUGUUACAUUUUUUAAAAGACAGAACCUUCAACUCACUGGCAGAAAUAAGCUUCUCUGCUUUUGUGGUCUUUUUUAGUCUUUGGUUCAACUUUGCCUUUCAGACAGCCAGUAAAAACAAGCAAGAUUUUUGAUUACCAUGUCUCAUGUUUAGUCAAUUUAAAAAAUAUAUAUAUAUUAACAAAUAGUGUGAUGUACUGUUCCCAAGUUCCUUUAUGAACUUCAUGAACACGGAGCUUCAAAUUCAGGGUCUUAACUAGAUGUUGUAUAAUUGUGCUCCAUAGUUGAUGUGGUUACGCUGUUACAAAUUUAAGUGUGCUUGUUAUGACAGAGGAAAAGUAUUGCAAUGCAAAUCUUAUUUAAAGAUUUAUAACUUAUGGUCAGAUGUUAAUAGUAUUCAUAAACUUAUUCAUGAAGGAGAGUCUUUAAAAAAUUGUUUUAAUACAAAGUUUUGUAAACCUCUUUAAGUCCUAAAAUAAUGUCUGCAGUGCCAUUUUUUGUUUCCUUUAUACAUGUGCAAUUUGCAACAAAAUUGCAAAAAUCAAAAUGUUUUAACAAUGUAAAAAUAUAUUUUUACAUGUAUUUUAUCUCACAUCCAUGGUCCUAAUUGAUGUUACAUGUUUUUGCUAUAACUGCAUUUGUAUUUAUUUGACUUUGUUCAGACUACAGGAUUAAUAAUCCUUUGGGUUUCAUAAGGGAGUUAAAAUGUCACUGCCUGGUUAGUAUAUCAAGAAGACUCAACUGUAAAGACUAGCAAAAGACAUGACUGUUGGUUCUUGUCUCUGUUUCCAUUAAUGGCUGGUGAAGAAAUAAAUCUAACUUUUACAACUCUGA